AUGUCCCAACAGUACGCGCUGCAGGAGGCGAAGGGAGACGCGGUUUGCUUCGUACCUGGCUCUCCUCUCUUCUCUGUGCUGAUGGAGCCGGCGUCCUUCUGCUACCCCAGGCUCACCUUCCUGCGCUCUCCCUAUGGCCAGUUUGGGGCCAGUGCUGGCUCUUCCCAGGAUUUGGCGCCGUGGCCGCAGCAUUUGGUGCAGCAGAGGUGGAGCAGGCCGGUGGAUGAGUCUCCACCAGCAGCGAUGUCAAGGAAUGGAUACUUCUUUGAAGAGAGUGGGUACCUCAAGUGUGACACGGACGAUGCGAAGGAGGAGGUGGUGAACGAGGAGCUCUUCGACGGCGUCAACUCCACCAUCGUGUCCGCGGACAGCAUCCGCUUCUUUGUCAACGUCAACCUUGAGGGCACUCCCAGCGCCGCCACUGAAAGUGAAGGUGCUGGCUGCGUGUUACUGCACACAUCAAGGAAGUACCUGAAAUUAAAGAAUUUUGAGGAGGAGGUGAGAGCCCAGAGAGACCUGGAUGGUUUCUUGGCCAGAGCCAGCAUCAUCCUGGAUGAAACAGCCACGUCCUUGGACGAUGUUCUCCGGGAGAUGCUGAGACAUUUCGCCGAGGAUCCUGAGAACAUGGAGCCCAGCUGCAACUUCGAAAAAAUCAUGAACACUUUAUUCACAGAUUCAGGGACCCCACGGGAAGGGAACGUUCACCUCUUAUCAGACACAAUUCAAGGGGUCACAGCCACAGUCACUGGGGUGCAGUAUCAGCAGUCCUGGCUCUGUAUCAUUUGCACUAUAAAGUCCCUUCAGCGACGUCACGUUUGCAUCAGCCGCCUGGAGAGGCCUCAGAACUGGGGGGAGAACUCCUGUGAAGUCAGAUUUGUCAUACUGGUCCUGGCUCCUCCCAAAAUGAAAAGCACCAAAACGGCCACAGAAGUGGGCAGGACCUUUGCCACGAUGUUUUCAGACAUAACCUUCCGGCAGAAGCUUCUGGAAACCAAAACUGAGGAGGAGUUCAAGGAGGCCUUGGUGUACCAACGCCACUUGCUGACGGUGGCCAAUCAGAGACCCUCAGGAAGGAAAGAUGGGCGCAAGUCACACGGUAGCAAACACCUCAAGCUGCACGACUUUCUCAGUAUUGGCAAGGGGAUUUCUGAUGACAUUGCACGAAGAUUCCCAGUGUACGCGCUGGAUUUCACCGAUGGUAUUAUUGGGAGCAACAAAGCUAUAGGGAAAUACAUCACAACCAUGAUCUUUCUGUACUUUGCCUGCCUCCUUCCAGCCAUUGCUUUUGGGUCCCUCAAUGAUGAAAAUACCCGAGGAGCUAUUGAUGUGCGGAAGACGAUUUUCGGGCAGUGCAUUGGAGGGCUGCUCUACGCCCUCUUCUCAGGGCAGCCCCUGGUGGUGCUGCUGACCACAGCUCCCUUGGCCAUCUACAUCAGUGUCAUCCAAGGAAUCUGUGACGACUACAACUUGGAUUUCAAUGCUUUCUAUGCCUGGAUUGGACUCUGGAACAGCUUUUUCCUUGUGAUCUACUCCCUCUUUAAUGUCAGCCUCCUGAUGAAGCUCUUUAAAAGGUCAACAGAAGAAAUAAUUGCACUUUUUAUAUCCAUCACAUUUGUGCUUGAUGCCAUCAAAGGCAUUAUUAAAGUUUUUAAGACAUAUUACCGCAAUGACCAGGCAGGAGGUGGAAAACCAAGGGCUGAUGCUAUCCCAGGCCUUGGCAUCAACACCAGCUUCUUGAUGAACUCCUCAGUGGGCGAGAACCAGACUUGCACUCAGGAUGGGCACCACUACGGGCGCGAGACCGCUGUCCUCAGCCUCAUGCUGAUGUUGGGAACCCUCUGGCUCGGCCACACCCUCUAUCAGUUCAAGAAAAGCCCAUAUUUGCACGCGAGGGUACGUGAAAUUCUGUCCGACUGUGCCUUACCCAUUUCAGUCUUGACCUUCUCUAUUGUGGGUUCCUUUAUCUUCAAUGAAAUUGAAAUGUCCAAAUUUAACUACAACGCCUCUGACAGCUUGUUUGUGCUGGCCCCUGUGCAGUCCCUGUCCAUUGGGUCAGUGAUGAGUGCCAUGGGGCUGGGAUUUCUCCUCUCCAUGCUCUUCUUCAUCGAGCAGAACAUCGUCGCGUCGCUCACCAACGCCCCAGAGAACAGGUUGGUGAAGGGCACAGCCUACCACUGGGACCUGCUGCUGGUGGCACUGAUCAACACGGGGCUCUCGGUUUUCGGCCUGCCCUGGAUCCACGCGGCCUUCCCGCAUUCCCCCAUGCACGUCCGGGCCCUGGCCUACGUGGAGGAGAGAGUGGAGAGUGGACAUAUCUAUGAGACGAUUGUGAGUGUGAAGGAGACACGGCUGACAAGUCUGAUGGCCAAUUUCCUGGUGGGGCUGUCGCUGCUGCUGCUGCCGUUCCCCCUGCAGUGGAUCCCAAAGCCGGUGCUCUUCGGCCUCUUCCUCUACAUCGCCCUCACCUCCAUCGAUGGCAACCAGCUCUUUGAGAGGGUGGCUCUGCUGCUCAAGGAACAGACUGCUUAUCCUCCGACCCAUUACAUCCGCAGAGUUCCCCAGAGGAAGAUCCACUACUUCACAGGCCUGCAGGUCCUGCAGCUCCUCAUCCUCUGUGGCUUUGGAAUGUCACCCCUGCCUUACAUGAAGAUGAUCUUCCCCCUCAUCAUGAUAGGGAUGAUCCCCAUCAGGUACAACCUGCUCCCCAAGAUCAUCGAGGCCAAGUACCUGGAUGCCAUGGAUGCAGAGUACUGAGUGUCCCCAGCCUGCAGAGCAGCAGAGACAGCCCUGGGGGCCAGCCAAGGCCUGGGACCAUCCCUGCAGCUUCCUUUCACCACUUUCUUCGUGCUCUGACGUUGGCAAUGCACUCCUGUCACAGCUCCACGGGGCCUGUGCCAGACCAAGGGAGCCUUGAACUGAGAGGACGCUGCUCUCUGGAGCUGUCAGGCCAAGGAGCUUUAUGGAAAACGCUUCUUUCCACAUCCCCAAAGCACACCAACCCCAAAGAUCAGCCUGGCUGCACGGUUGGAGCAUCCAGAGUUGGCCUGUGUUCCCUUGUUUGAGGAUGGGGGGGAUUUUUUAAUGCACCACAUUCUUUUCUUCCCCAACACUAAGAACAGACCCUUGUUUUAUAGAAUGACAGCCCUGGCCUGGCCUUUGAAAUUCCAAUUCCCUGUGCAUCCAGUGUUCCCAAAUUGGUGUUCUGGGUGGGAUGGCCUCGUGCUAAACCACUGAUGGCAGCAGAGAUGGUUUUCUCACAUUCAUGGGUUUGGAAGCACUUGCAAUGUGUACUGCUACAACCCACAGCUUUGGAUGAAUUUUGAAUCCCAGCAAAUGAGCUGGGAACAUUCAGAGGCUGGGCUGGAAUGGCCCUGUGGGUGAAACCCCUGUUGGGUUUGAGCUGUUUGGGCAUUAGUUUGGAUCUCUCUCCCAUUUCUCCUGGGUAAUCAAACACAGAAUUGUAGGUUUUUGCACAACUGCAGCAUUUUUUGCUUGCAUCCAGAGGGCAGUUGUGUGGAGGUUGCAUAUAUACAUAUGUACAGUAGUGCCUAUGUGUACAUAUAUACAUAUGGAGUUGUGUAUAUAUUUUGCAUAGAUAUACAAAUAGGCCUGGUUCUUUCCAAAUUCACAAAGUGUUUUGUGCACUCAGUGUUACCCACCAUGUCCUGACCAUAUACUUGUUCUCUCUGCUUCAGUGCUGCUUUUUCUCAUUUUGAGAUAUGGUCACUUUUAUUCCUUUGGAAGCUGCUCAGUUACUGGUUCUGUUCAUGUGUUGCUUUCCUCAAGGUGUUUUGUUUGCUUUCUCUUUCCUGUGGCUUGAGACCUUCAUCAUUCUGUCUCGAGGCUCCACCAUGUGAAUUUUUCAUUUAAUUUUGAUGUACAGAAUGCAAUGAAAGUUUUCCUCUUUUCACCUAAUCAAUAUUUGUUGGUCAUUUCAUUGUUUCUGUUGUGUAGCUGAUUUCCAGUUUCCCUCCCCCUGCCCCUCCCAGAUGUUAUAUUAUAUUUCUGGAUGAAUCUUAACUUCUGCUGUCUUUUAUAUUUCAGUUUAUUUAAUUUUGCUUGUACUAUGGUCAGUUUUCUUAUUUGGAGUACUGUGAAACAAAGCUGCCCUUUAGUUCAGUGCUUGGCACAUCACAGGUCACAGCUAAAAAUGUUCAGAAAAUUGUGGACCUCGGUGAUGAACUUUCAAAAGAGUAGAAAUGAGGGAAGAGGAAGAAUGUAAAAUAUGAAUUUAUCAGCACAGAGAAGUGUGUCUCACCAGUUGCUUGCCCAGUAAAUGAUGCAGAGUUUUUUCCUCCCACCCCAACAUGGUGAGGGAGACCAACCCAGCCAUGAGGGAGGAAGGCUUUGGGUGCAAAGCUCCUGUGCUGAUGCUGAACCAGGCUCAAGCCACUGCAGAUUUGGUGUAUUUGCACUAAAGAUCAGAAGGUAUUUAAUCUUUGUGGAGCUGCCCACGGCUCUCAAACACGUGUGCAGAACUAAUUUUUGCAUUUUCUUACUAAACCCUUUGUAUUGAGACUCUGGAGGAGAGCAGUGAGAGUUCCUAUACCCAUGAUUUUAUAUCCCUGGGGGAAUUGUAGGGGAAACCCCUCAGCUUAGCAGGCAAAACAAUGUCACAGACAGCAAAACCACGACUUUCAUGUGGCAUCAGGAUGAUGUGAGAAUUCUCAGGGUCAGGGUGACCACCCCAGUGCAUCAGAGCAGGGAAUUUGGCUUUCAGCAGCCUCAGGGGCAGCUCCCGCAUGUCUGACAAGAGCAGGUACAAACCCAAACGUGGUUUCUGACCAUUUUCCCCAAGAUUCCCUGGCUUUUGAGUCAAUUCUGUGGCAGGGUCACUCAGAGCUGUUAGCAAGGGCUGCGUGCAGGAACGGGGGCAGGCAGGAUCUCAGAGGUGGCACGGCUCUGUCUGAUCUUCAGUCAACAGCAAAAGGGCAGGUGACAGGCAGCAGUUCAGGACCUGCUGGGAGCCAGGCAGUGCAGAGGCUGCUGAGGCUGAAAUAACAUGUUUUUCCCACAGAUGUCAAAAGAUUGAAGCAAAGCUGCAAUCAGAGGUGUCAUCCUCUGGCUGAGUGAAGCUGUAACACACACGUGACCCGUGGGUGAAUUCCUGGUGUCUCCACAGGAAAAAGUCCCCUUGGGGGGUGGUUUGAGGGGUAUUUUGAGUGCUGUGGCUGGAGGAAGGACAG
Molecule: messenger RNA, 5186 nt
Organism: Melospiza georgiana
Lineage: Eukaryota; Metazoa; Chordata; Aves; Passeriformes; Passerellidae
Gene: SLC4A11
Product: solute carrier family 4 member 11
Exons: 20
Coding region: 1-2754 (917 amino acids)
Biological process (GO): transmembrane transport; monoatomic anion transport; monoatomic ion homeostasis
Cellular component (GO): basolateral plasma membrane; plasma membrane
Molecular function (GO): solute:inorganic anion antiporter activity
Source: RefSeq, a predicted model, not a curated record